Molecule: messenger RNA, 7908 nt
Organism: Paramuricea clavata
Lineage: Eukaryota; Metazoa; Cnidaria; Anthozoa; Malacalcyonacea; Plexauridae
Source: the annotation of a GenBank genome assembly
CGACACGUUUUAUUGUGAUCAUUGUUUACGAAAAUUAACCAAAACAACGAAAAUGUCUAGUUAUUUCGGCAUAUUUCGUUCGAUUUUUCAAACUGCUGUGGACGUCUGGCCUAAAAGACGAAUACGAUGGACAUUUUUGGCAGAUUUUGCGAACGACAUGAGACAAUAUGGCAGAAUUUCAUCGUAUGACAUCACAACUGUGUGCACAUUCGCUGUGGUUUUUACUCUGCUUCGUUCAAUUCUUACAACUUAUGUAUUUAAGGUUAGUUUCGAGUAAAAAAAUCCGUUAUCUAUUGUUAUUAUUUGGUUUAUAACAGAGCUAAAGCUGGGAUUAAAUAUUUAUCAGCAUAGUGGGAUUAUAUGGACAGAUAGUACAGUAUAUAUACUGAAGGGUAAUAUAGCUAUAUCAGUGUCUUGGCAAGGGUAUAAAUUUGUAGCAUAAUUUGAAUUUUUAAACUCAACUGUGGGAGUGAUUUGUAAAACUAAAAGAAUUCUUUCAGAUUGAAAUAUUCCUCAGGGUGUCAUUAUAAAAUACUUAUUUAAUCAGCAGGGGGUAUUUGCAUGAGCUGCAUGUGACCAGAUUGAGCAGAUAUCAAUAUUUUGAGGAUUGGCUUCUGAUUUGUAUUUUAAUCGUAAACAUGUUUUUUGAAGUUUCUAGACUACGGUUCUACCCUAUACAACUGAAGAUGUGGGUUUGAAAUAUCUUCGGAUGGACCUACCUAGGUUUCUGCUAAACCACCUAACACUUCUGACUCUCCCUUGACAAGUAAAAUUGCCAUAUAUAAAUAUUUAAUGCAUCAAUUACAGCACAUUGCAACUCAAUGAGUUAACAUGAUACAUGGGCAGGUAGUUAACCAAUUCAUGCAUGAACACUUAUUCCUUGACAAGUAAAAUUGCUAUUUAAUGUUUUGUAUUUCUUUACUUGUAGCCAUUUGCUGCGAGCAUGAAGUUUACACCAAAAAAUAACAGGAAAUUUCCAGAAAGCAUGUGGAAAUUCCUCUACUACUUUACCAUGUACAUAUAUACAUGUGUUGUAUUGUUUGGGAAACAUUCUGAACUAUAUGAAGACCCCAGAACAUGCUGGUCAGGUAAAGUAGUUGAGUUGAGUCCAGAAACCUGCGGAUUGAGAGAGACUCGACUGCCUGAGAUUAAAAAUACAAGUAAAACUUUGACAUUUUGAGCAAAGUAUUUUUCACGUAGUUAAAUCCCUCUAAAUCCACAGCUUUCUGGUGUUGUAACUACCGAAUACAUAUGCUGGCACAGACAGACUAGAGUCAUAGCACUUUAUGAUACUGAGUACUUAGAAAUACUGGCCUGAUUUAAUAUACAAGAGAUGGACCAUCUGUCAGAAAGUAAACUACCCAAGCCAACUAGUGGCAGCACUCUUCCUUGAAAAGUAAAAUUGUUUGGCAUUCAGGGCUUGAAAUAAUGUUCCAAAAGUUCCAGAUCAUGAUUAUCGGCAGUCAUGAUUUUCUCUGCUUUUUCUGAUUGAAAACUCUGCUUUUCCGCUGAUCAUAAACCAUUUCUUGCCAAUCAUUGAUCGGUGAUUGGCUGUUAUUUCAAGCCCUGGGCAUUAGACAGAGUAAAAUAAUAAAGUAGGAUGCAUUGCCACAUAAAGGGUUAACUAUAUUUGAUUUGCUUCAAGUACUGUACAUCCAGAGAGAUCAUCCCUCUGAUCAUUAUAUUUCAGACAAAGGUCAACUUAGGUGUAAUACAUAUCCUUAUGGUUACCAUGUAGUUUUUAUUCUGUUUCAGUGUGGGCAGUUGGCAUGUCAAUUCCCUCUGAUAUCUAUUAUUUGUAUUGCAUACAAGCGAGCUUCUAUAUCCACUCUAUUUAUGCUACUCUUUUUAUGGAUACAUGGAGAAAAGAUUCAAUAGCAAUGAUCAUACAUCAUUUCCUAACAGUCUUUCUACUCUGCUUCUCGUUUGCUGUCAGGUAAGUUUAAUGUUUAUGGGAAAGAGAAAUGUAUGAGUAUAGCCUUAAGUUUUUGAAAGAAAUGGAGUAGAAAUAUUAAGGUAUUAGUAGAAAUAGAAAGUGGGGAAAAAGGAAGCAGAUAAAGAAUGAAAUGUGAGAGAAAAUGGGAGAUUGAUAUAAAAAAUCAAAGAACCAAAUGAUAGAAUGGAAUUGAAAAUUAGAAUAUUACCAAAGCUGUAGAUGUUUUCUCUCCCACAAAAAUAUAUGUUUCAUGUCAAAACGGAAUGCAACUGCAUCCCUACAGCGAUUCCUGCUAAACUCUAAUUAGUUGAUUUCAGUACACCACAUGUUUUCUUCCAGUACUCUGGUUUCCUCUAGUAGUAACACUGGGCCACUAUGAGAUGGCUCUUAGUACAAAACCUCCACUGCGGGCAAAAGUUAGUUUAAUAUAGUUUUAGGAAAGUGUUUUUACUGUUUUACCUCAAAAUAGAACAACCUUCCAUUUCUUCUCUCAUCUUCCAACUUUUCCUCUUUUCAAUCUUAUUUUCACCUUGUCACAGAAAUGCAUUAAUUAGAAUUAUAAAACUUUCCUUUGUCUUCUCUUAUGACAUUAGAAAACAGGAAAUAUUCCUGGGUAUGCAGAAAAUGUUUUUGUUUACUGCUCUCUGCCGUAAAUAGCCCGCGGACCCCUGUGUCACAGAUAUUUAUGCUUACUAUACACAGAACUGAAGCACAUACUAACGGGCAGACCAUCAGAAAAGUGGUGGUUGGGGAGGGGAAGGAGACAAAAAAAAUUCGCGCAAGGGAAAAUAGAAAAAAAUCGUGCAAAGAGGAAACCAAAGAAAAAGUAGAUUUUAAAUUCCGGGAAAAAAUACCAGCACAAGCAGACGACGGAAAACAAAAUUCGUGCAAGCUGAAAUCCCUAUCACUUUUCUAAUGGUCCGACCCUAAAACUGAAUAGUGAAGUACUAUCCAAGUACCACUAUUAGAAUGUAGUUAUUAUCCGGCACAUCCCUAGGAAAUGUUUGCAUUCGUACAUUUAUAGAUACUACAAAGUUGGAGUAUUGGUGUUAUUUCUGCAUGAUCUUUGCGAUGUAUUUUUGGAAUUCACGAAGUUAUGUGUUUGUUGGAAGACCAGAAAUAACAAGAAGCAUUAUUGGCCAAGUGUUUUAAUAAACGUCGGUUUUCUGGCGUUUUCAUUCUCAUGGUACGUUGGUACUAAAUGUAAUGAUUGCGUUUUUUUGUUGGCUGAAAAUUAUUAGACAUUUUGACCAAUGUUAAGGUCACAAGUCACAAGAUGUAACGUACUGUAACGCCUGGAUUUGCGCUAUACUGGGGAGGAAACAAUAAAACUUGAAAAUAUUCAGUAGGAUAUAGGAAUAAGAAGCCAAUUUUGAAUGAUAUAAUUUAUAUGUAAUACUUUUUGUUUGUGGAAACACUACGUAAAUUUAUUACCGCAAAACGUUCGAUCCGUAAGCCCCUACCUUCAUCAGUGCUAAUACUAUGAUGAUUGAAGAUCCGGGCUUACGGAUCGAAAGCUUUGCAGUAAAAAAUUUACGUGGUGUUUCCACAAACAAAAAGUAUUAUAUGUUUUAUCGCCAUACAAUCCUACAAAGAACUUAUAAUUUAUAUAUUUUGCAAUUUGAAAAAGCCAUAUUCGGGCAUAUAUAAUUCACACUAUUUUUGAGGAAGAUUUGAAAACUUGAAUUUUUAAAAAAUUGAACCCCAAAGUUUGAGGAAGAUUUGUGAUACACUCUGUGGUAUUAGACCGAAUACGAAGACAAAAUGUGCCGCAAAUAUCAUUUUGCUGCUAUGAAUGAAAUAUUUUUUUCUCAUCUUAAUUGUGUAGGUUUUAUUUUCGUCUAUACGUGUUUCCUUACAAAGUUCUAUAUCCAAGUGGUCACUACGCUGUGGGAGUGUUGCCUCACGCGCCAUUUUAUUACUUCUUUAAUGGUUUAUUAUUGUUCCUCUUUUCGAUGAAUCUUUGGUGGUUUCAUUUUAUAAUCUUACUUAUCUGGCGAGUGGCGACCGGAAAGAGUCCCGAGGUGGAAGAUGUUAGAGAGGUCGGAACACCUCAGGUAUGUGUGGCUUAUGUUUUUUAUCUCUUAUCGCAGGGGCAUAUGAAGUUGCCCCCCCCCCCCCUUCAAUAUUUUAUAAAGGGAGCCGGAAAAUUUUCACACACCAGGUGACACAUAUCCAAUUGCCUUGAUCGGCCAAUCAAUAGUAACGAUCCAUUUUGACUGACGGAUAGCCUCCACUCACAAAUCAUAAUGAAAGAAUUAUUGAAAAAGCCUUACGAAAGAGGUAGAGGGGACUCCGAUGCAAUUUCCGACGAUCUAGAGACUCAAAAUUUUCAAUUUUCUUCUGCUCGUCGCCAACCAUGGUGACGCCUCGUGGAAUUGGGCCCCCUAAGUUUAUCAAACUUCCCACGCUCCUGUCUUAUCGUAUAAACUACAGAUUGUUUAACUGUUGCAAAAGAGUUUGGAAAAGAAUCUAAACCUAAGACAGUAAUUAACUGAAAUUUUUUGGACUACAUGAAUUUUUAAUCAUUAAUAUACAUUUCAAUGUACUUGGUAGGAGGAGCAAGGUAGUGAAGAUAUUGAUUCGCACCAAUCAAAGAGUAAGUUAUUGUUUAAUUGUUCAAUGAUUUGAUAUUGUUCUGAUUGUGAUGGUAGUAGUGAUGAUGAUGGUGGUGGUGAUGAUGAGAAUAGUGGUGAUAGUUAUGAUGGUGGUAAUGAUGAUGGUGAUAGUUGAUGAUGGUGGUAAUGAUGAUGGUGGUAGUGAUGAUGGUGGUAAUGAUGAUGGUGAUAGUGAUGAUGGUGGUAAUGAUGAUGGUGGUAGUGAUGAUGGUGGUAAUGAUGAUGGUGAUAGUGAUGAUGGUGGUAGUGAUGAUGGUGGUAAUGAUGAUGGUGAUAGUGAUGAUGGUGGUAAUGAUGAUGGUGGUAGUGAUGAUGAGAAUAGUGGUGAUGGUGAUGAUGGUGGUAAUGAUGAUGGUGGUAGUGAUGAUGAUGAGAAUGCUGUUAGUGAUAUUGAUGAUGAUGGUAGCAGUGAUGAGAGUAGUGGUAGUGAUGAUGAUGAUGGUGGUAAUGAUGGUGGUGGUAAUGAUGAUGAUGAUGGUGGUAGUGUGAUGAUGAUGACGACGGUGGUAGUGAUACAGAUGGUGGUAGUGAUGAUGAUGGUGGUGGUGAUGAUGAUGAUGAUGAUGAUGGUGGUGGUGGUGAUGAUGAUUAUGGUGGUAGUGAUGAUGAUGAUGAUGGUGGUAGUGAUGAUGAUGAUGAUGGUGGUAGUGAUGAUGAUGAUGGUAGUGAUGAUGGUGGUGGUAGUGAUGAUGUAGUGAUGAUGAUGAUGGUGGUAGUGAUGAUGAUGGUAGUGAUGAUGGUGGUAGUGAUGAUGAUGAUGAUGGUGGUAGUGAUGAUGAUGAUGGUGGUAGUGAUGAGGUAGUGAUGAUGAUGAUGGUGGUAGUCAUGAUGAUGAUGGUGGUAGUCAUGAAGAUGAUGGUGGUAGUGAUGAUGAUGAUGGUGGUAGUGAUGAUGAUGAUGGUGGUAGUCAUGAUGAUCAUGGUGGUAGUGGUGAUGAUGGUGGUAGUGAUAAUGAUGAUGGUGGUAGUGAUGAUGAUGGUGGUAGUGAUGAUGAUGGUGGUGGUGAUGAUGAUGGUGGUAGUGAUGAUGAUGGUGGUAGUGAUGAUGAUGGUGGUAGUGAUGAUGAUGGUGGUAGUGAUGAUGAUGGUGGUGGUGAUGACAAUAACAGCGGUGCAGCGGUGGUUAUGCUUCCGAGGAUGGUGGUGCCGAAGCUGUAGGAUAUGAUUGGUAUAAAUUGUCAAUAAUGAUGGUAGUAAUAUAAAAAAUGGUGAACAUGAUGGUGACCAUGAUGAAAAAUUAUGAAAUUUAAAUGUACUAAUUGCAACUCGGUCACUUCCAGGAAUGAAUGGCACAGCUCAUUUGAUUACAAAUGGCUCAACAAAAGACAGCCAAGCGAUCACGAAUGGCUAUGUUCAAGAUAUACACUGGCGACAACGACAAACAGAAAAUGCAUCAGACAGCUAGAGAUUAUAUUAUAGUGGAAACGUGUGGCAUUCUAAAUUAUAAAACGAAUUAUCUGUCUUCGUAUGAAGAUUUGAACGAAUGCUGUCGAACUGAUCGCAAAAUGGCAGCGCUAUGGGGACUAGAUUGAUAUUAUAGGGAUACAUUGAUAUUUUAACUCAUCCAGAAUAGACUGUACUGUUUAUUGUAUUAUUGCCCUGUGGCCUCAUUUCCUUGCGGUUAUUUCCUCGUGACAUUAGGAUUAAGGACAGGUUCGUGAUUGGGAUCAUGAUCAAAGAGAAACAUGUUGAUAUUCGUGCAUGAAACAUGAUGACUAUAUAACCUUCAUGUGCGCUUGCCAUGCUAAAACAGGCGAACAUGGAAACGAGACCAUUGAGGCAAAAGGGCAAUAAACAGGAAAGUCUAUUAAGUUAGUAAAGUUACUUACAUUUCAUUUCUUUCAACCCAUAAUCAGGCCCGUAACUAGCUAUGAGUUCAACCGAGUCAGUUGACUCGGUAAGAUGUUUUGUGAAAAAAUUCAAAAGAGGAAGACUUCAAGUUUAGAGAAAACAGAUCCUGAAUGAAAUUUAUUCAGAAUUUCUGAUGAAGGGUAGAAGUACGAAUUAGCGUCCCAAAUAUUACCACAAACACGUUUUCAUUAGGGAGCGGUCAUUAUUUAUGGCGGGGGGUGGCACCGAAGAGAAAAGGGUUGGGUAAACUAAAUUUUGAGUAAGUAAAAGGUUGGGUAAAUGAAAAACAAAACAACUUAAGGGUUGGGUAAUAAAAAGUUAUUGUCAUUUCCAAAGCAUGACUCACUUAAAUAUUGGAGACUGAAAAGCAAUGUCAAUACAAUAUGUAAAUACAAUAUGUAAAUCAAUCAGAGUCACUAUCUUGAUCAUUUUCCGAUUUGUUGGGAGACAAAUGGUGUCUCCAAAGAAAGUGCAUGUACAUACAACAUGAAAGUUUAGUUAUCAAACUUGUGUCACAGAAGUGGUAAAGGACAUGUGUGACAACUGAAUGGUAUUCUUUUGUAAAGGUUUUGGCCAGGGGUGGGUAUUUAUUUUUUAAUUGAUAUUUGAGGUUGGGUAAUCAAAUUUUUCGCUUUUUAAUGGUUGGGUCAGCAAAAUUUUUACCAGGAAAAACAUUUCUCUUCGGUGCCACCCCCCACCAUAAAUAAUGACCGGUCCCUUAUGCACCUGAUCACGUUGGACCAAGAGAAUUUGAAUUCUUAUGAUUGGAUAUUUGUAGUACAAUUGUGAGACACACUAUAUGAAGUUAUAGUCAUUGUGUCACGGUUUAUGAGAUUGAUUUUUUGCUCCCUGAAUGCAAGAAGACUAUGAAAUUAUAGUCAUUGUUUAUCAUUACUGAUUUUUUGUUAAAAUUGCUCCCAGAAUGCAGGAAAUAGCGUAUCUAAGCCUUAGAAAAUCAAACAUUUUCUGGGGGAGCAUGCCCUGACUGACGACUCGACUCGGUAAAUCUAAAAUCCUAGUUACGGGCCUGAUCAUUACCACGGGUGACCUCAACAGGACCUACAGUGAUUACUGCGGCCUACUGGAAUCCUACAAUUUCACCUUCCCAAACUCUCAUGACAUCCAAUCCAGAACCACGUGACGACAAUGCAUAGAAAACCAAAAUUUCAUGCAGAAUCUUCGGUGUAUUUAGUGUCUUACUAUCUUUAAAAGAUAAUUUAAUGAAUAUAGGGCCGGUUCUACCAAGCCAUGGUAGCUUAUUCGAUGCACUUUAGGUACGAUGAAGAAUUGUACGAUCAAAUUUUCCGUUGUCUUUAUGCACUUAUAAAAUUUAGGAUCAAAUGAACAUCAAGCAUUUUUCCAUGUCUUGUUUAAUUUAAUUUCGUUGAAUUGCACUUAUUGGAUACGCUAUCCAUGCUUCGUUCAACCGGCCCUCGGGUAAUAUUGUUAUUUAAUUAAAAUAAAUAAAUAAAGGAAACUUAUUGAAAUAAAACUUCAUAUUGUG